AUGAGUAGCAAAGCCUUUGAUCACAAUUUUAAGCUUGUUAUGGUUGGUGAUAGCGCCACCGGAAAGAGUAGUAUUAUUACGCAGUUUACUGAGGAUGAAUUCAAAGAACAAAUUUCCCCUACAAUUGGAGUUGACUUCAAGGUAAAAUUCUUGACAGUCAAUAAGAAAAAAGUCAAGCUGACAAUUUUUGAUACAGCAGGUCAAGAACGAUUUAGAACACUAACAUCCAGUUAUUACAGAAAUUCUCAUGGAAUUAUUCUCGUUUAUGAUGUCACCAGAUUCGAGACAUUUGAAAAUUUGAGAAAUUGGCUGAAAGAAUGUGAUCUCUAUUCAACAUUUGAAGAUUGUGUAAAAUUAUUAAUUGGAAAUAAGAUAGAUCUUAAGGAUGACAGAAAGGUCACCGCAGAACAGGCUCAUAACUUUGCAAAAUCAAACAACAUGGUCUACAUUGAAACAUCUGCAAAAACUAAAGAGAAUGUCGAUAAGGCCUUUGAGGAAGUUGUUUAUCAAAUUCUUAACACGAGCAACUUACUGGAAAGUACUGAACCGGUUCGCAACAAGCCACAAUCCUCUGACAAUGUCAACAUCUCCAAUACAGAGCCGAGUUCUACUGACUCCUAUGGGGGUGGUUGUUGCUGGUAA
Molecule: messenger RNA, 642 nt
Organism: Naegleria fowleri
Lineage: Eukaryota; Heterolobosea; Eutetramitea; Acrasida; Naegleriidae
Exons: 9
Coding region: 1-642 (213 amino acids)
Molecular function (GO): GTPase activity; GTP binding
Source: RefSeq, a predicted model, not a curated record